This is a messenger RNA of Didymodactylos carnosus, 1611 nucleotides long. NCBI's taxonomy places the organism in Eukaryota, Metazoa, Rotifera, Eurotatoria, Philodinida, Philodinidae. The record is from the annotation of a GenBank genome assembly.
AUCUAGUAAUGUAUCGUGUUAGCUAGCUAUAUCGCCCGAUAGUAAAUAACCCAAUUCGAAUUGCUAGCUAGGUAUAUCGGGUAGUAUAUUGAGUUAGCUAGCUAGAUCGCCCGAUAGUUGAUAUUUUUUUUCUCCUUGGGCUAUUUUACGAUCAAGAGUCAGAUUUGAAAUUUGUGAUAAUUUCCGAAAAGCGUUCAUAACUCAGCCUAGGAACAUUGUUUGACUUCGAACUAACAUCAGAUACUAUACAAUGUCAGUAGACUAGCCAUCUAAAGUAUGAAGGUUAGCUAUUGUAUGGUUCCAGAAAUCUACUGUGAACAAGAAGAUUCUGAUAUAACACAUAUAUGAAACGAAGCUUGAGCUAAACGUCGUCCUUUCUAAUGCAGAAUCUUCAUUCAAUCUACGUCACAAUCAUGCUAAUAUAUAGUCAUGGAAACCUAAGCCAACAGAAAACGCAGUUAAACCUUUGUCAAGAUUUCACCCUUGAACUUUGCUUAGAAAAAUAUAGAAAGUAAAGAAGAUGCAAAAUAAGUGAAACAAAUGUGAGCGAGAGUUAUAUCUUAUGAACCAUCCAUUCAACAAGGCUUACACUUGCUGGAUGAUGUGCAUCCAAUGAGAGCUAUGAUCAUACAAAAUUAGAAGCCCUUAGCUAUCAUCGUUCGAAAGACCGGACAAUGGCCAUAAUUUUACGAACUGUUGAAAAUAUAUUGUUACCUGUCUGAAAGUAUAUUUAGUGGUAUGCUUGGCAUUACUCAAAUUCAGACAUCUGUAAUAAUUUUGUUAAUAAAUACUGUCAUGAUAUUUUUCGGUUUAGUACCGUUUAAAAUUGAUUUACGACAGAUCAUAAGAGUAAAAACGCCAUCACCAUCGUGCCCUUAUAUUGGUAACAGAUCUUAUUGUCUAAUCAUUAAGGGGAUUCAAUUGGGACGUUUGGGCAAUAAUCUGUUUACUUUAGCCAGUACCUAUGGUCUUGCUCGAACUCAUUCAUGUUAUUUGUAUGCGGAUGGCGGAUGGCAAUCAUAUUUAUAUUUCGUCAAUUAUACGAACGAAAUUCGACAACUAUUCACAUUUCGGUCACAUAUCGUGAGUGAAGUAGCUGUAUUCUUUCGUUAUAUUUAUAAAAAUCGCACAGAAACUAGUUCAAAGAGACACGUCACACAGCUUGAGUUAAAAAAUGAAAUUAUUUCAUCCGGAAAUACAUGGGUCGGAGUCCACAUUCGAAGAGGUGAUUAUCUACGCGGUGGUAAGAACGUGUCAUCGUCAAAUUUCAUCCUGAAUGCUAUGGAUUAUUUUGUUAAAAAAUAUGGAAAUAAAACCAUAUUUAUCCUUACCAGUGACGAUAAACGUUAUUGUAAGAUAACAUUUGGAAAUCUAACAAACACUUAUAUCUCACCAAAUACAUUUUCACCGGCUGAAGAUCUAGCUAUACUGACUAUUUGUCAACAUACAAUUUUUACUAUAGGGACUUUUGGAUGGUGGGGUGGCUUUUUGUCUAGUGGUGAAGUAAUUCAUGAUAUAAAAUCUCCUAAAGAUCCUAGACCACGGGAAGUUGGUUGCGCAAGAGAAACAUAUUUUGCCCCUUGGUUUUCAUAUUUAAAUACAACAACGUAG